GAGGAGGAGGACCAUGGAGAGGAAUUCGAAUCCCAGGGAUCUUGCCUCGUCCGGGAAAGAAGCCACCGCCGCGGGGAAGUCCUCUUUUGAACACAAACAUUUUAGUUCUCACUAAACUAAUUUGGAUCUUAAACAACCUAAUCACUGGAAGUCACCACGGUCUUGGCAGAUUACAUAUGAAGACACUUUAUUAAAACACCAAGUCAUGAAGAAAACUUCCAAGAGGAGUAAUGAGUUGAGAGUUUCUGAUACCCAAUUAAACUCUGUGGAUUCUGAGAAGGAUAAAAACAAGAGUCAAAUAAACUUUGAUCAGCUUCCUCUAGAAGUCACUUUAAAAAUUUUCAGUCAACUGGACAUUCAAAGUUUGUGCAGAGCUUCUGUAACUUGCAGGGAAUGGAAUGAUACAAUACAAAAUAGUGAUUCUAUAUGGAAGCCUCACUGCUUGUCUUUAAGGACUGUGUGUCAGCGAGAAAUAGAUGAUGAUCUACAAAGUGGUUACUCCUGGAGGGUAACACUGCUGAGAAAUUACCAGAAGAGCAAAGUGAAACAUGAAUGGCUAAGUGGCAGAUACAGCAACAUUUCCUCUUCCUUUAGUCUACCAGAGACAAUCAUGUACCCAAUGGAUGCAGAUACAUGGGGGGAAAUUCUAGAAGCAGAGCUGGAAAGAUAAGUGAAAAUAUCACACAUAGUCUAAAACUAAAAUGACUCAUAAGCUGCUAAAGAUGGUUUUUAUUUGUUCAUAUUUUUCUCCAAUUUAAAAUUUUUUAACAUUUAAAAGAGAACAAAGAAAACA
Molecule: messenger RNA, 793 nt
Organism: Dipodomys ordii (Ord's kangaroo rat)
Lineage: Eukaryota; Metazoa; Chordata; Mammalia; Rodentia; Heteromyidae
Gene: Fbxo48
Product: F-box protein 48
Exons: 4
Coding region: 206-670 (154 amino acids)
Biological process (GO): SCF-dependent proteasomal ubiquitin-dependent protein catabolic process
Cellular component (GO): SCF ubiquitin ligase complex
Molecular function (GO): protein binding
Source: RefSeq, a predicted model, not a curated record